Molecule: messenger RNA, 1985 nt
Organism: Drosophila teissieri
Lineage: Eukaryota; Metazoa; Arthropoda; Insecta; Diptera; Drosophilidae
Product: NEDD8 ultimate buster 1
Exons: 1
Coding region: 81-1925 (614 amino acids)
Biological process (GO): regulation of ubiquitin-dependent protein catabolic process
Molecular function (GO): protein binding
Source: RefSeq, a predicted model, not a curated record
AUCCCAGAGAAAUACGUCAAAAAUGUUUGUGAUAAAUUUAGAAAUUAUUUAGUUCGAUUCGGUUGCUGACCGCACAGAACAUGUCCCAGAUAAACAAUAUAUUCAUUAAGCUGCGAGCCCGCCUGCGGGAGCGCGAUAUCAAGUUGUGGGAGGAGCCGUACUACUUCGAGGAGGUGGGCAGCAUCGAGGCGGAGAUGGAGCGCCUGGCCAGGGACAUCAGUGGUGACCUGGGCAUCAGCGUUUCGGACUGCAGGAUUGCUCUAGCCGAAUUGCAAGAUGGUGCCUUGCGAAAGCUGGCUGCCCGUAAGGAGUUCAAUGACACCGGCUUGGCCACGUUUAAUGUGCGAUGUGUGGACCGCAAAGGUGGCACCUCGCAGAUGCUGGAGAUCAAGUGUUCGCUGGGCGGACUGGGCUCGGAUCUGCAGGCGGAGGUGGCCAAGAAGCUGGACCUGGGUGAUCCCAGUCAUGUAAGGUGCAUCUCCGGCGGACGCAUCAUCAACGGGCAGAAGACAUUGGCCGCGCAGGGACUGAAAACCAAUCAGCAGCUCAUGGUGGUUGUGGGCGGAGCGAAUGAUGGGCACUUGCACGAACGUAUCCAACGGAUACGUGCGGACUUGGAGAUAGUUGCGGAUGCAGAUAAUCGCUUUAUGGAAAUGGAGGACCAGGAUGGACGACCGAUUUUCCUGCCGCCCGAGGAGAAUCGAUCGCUAUUGAUGGCCAUGAGCAUGUACGAGGUGGCCAAAGUGGCCGUUCAUAAGGAGAAUUUCGAUGAGGCUCUACUGUUGCUGCUCGAGUGCGAUGAACUCUUCUCCCUAUGUAACUCAAAGCUCCUGGAAACAGUGGACAACUAUGCCCUAAUCAAUCUGGAUAUUGUGUGGUGCUAUCUGCGCCUCAAGAACAUCACCCAACUUACGGAUGCCCAGCGACGUUUGGAUAUCUGCGAGAGGGGAUUUUUCAGGAGCUACGGCGAGCAGUUCAUGCGAUUGUACGCGAUGAAGGGUCCCAGUUGCCCGGAAAGAGCUCUGAUCAUGAGGCUGCACCUGCUGCAAGGUGUACUCUUCUUUCACCAAAAUCGCCGGGAUGAGGCCUACGAAAAACUGGAGGAGGCGACCAAGGACUUCAACGAGCUGAAGGUGAAUGACACUGAGCUGACCACUCUCGUGGAAAUGGGCUAUGAGGAAUCGGAUGCCAGGUUGGCCCUGAGAUCCUGUGCCGGUCAAGUGGAUAGAGCCAUUCAAUUCAUCCAGGAGCGCAGGGAGAAAAUCCGUGAGGAACGCAAGAACUCGGCUGCCGAGAGGCAAGUUAACCAGGAGAUGAUGGACGCCAAUCCCGGAGAACAAUGGGUGAAUCCGCGCAGCGUUUGCAGGCUCAUGGAAAUGGGCUACGAAAGGCGUCUGGUUGUGGAAGCUCUAAAGAGGACUAAAAACAAUCUCGAUCGCAGUUUGGAUCUACUGCAACGCCAUUCGGAUGAACUUAGGGCCAAUCUGGCUCCAACUCCGCCCGUCGAUGAAUCGUUACUCACCACGCUGCAACAACUUGGAUUUUCGGAAACUUCCGCUCGCGAAGCAUUGGAAACUACGGGCAACAGUUUCCGCAAGUCCGUAAAAUAUCUUUUGAAAAGUUUCGCCAGCGAAGCGGAAUUACUUACAGUUAUUGAAACCAUGACAAAGAUUCUAGAGGUCCAAGGACCUUCGAGCUCAACUAGUGCCACUACAAAUAGCUCCACACCCCUCGUAAGCUUAUCCACCAGCAAGAUGAACAUGCUCAAGUCCGUUCUUAGCCAGGCCAAGACGGAGAUGGAGUCCUACAAUGCCUUCAAGAGAUUCAACGAGAACCUCGCAGAAAACAGCUUGCACUACUUGGACUUGCCUUUAGAGCAGGAGGAGCAAAUCCUGAUCGAGUAUAAGCGGCUGCUGGAGCGCUAAGAUAAGCUAAUCAGAAAAUGCAAAUAUUGGCCUUUAAAAAAAUAUUUGUUAGUCAGAAAU